Messenger RNA from Daldinia loculata, 1917 nucleotides. RefSeq lists its product as uncharacterized. Bases 96 to 1541 code for a protein of 481 amino acids. The record is from RefSeq and is a predicted model, not a curated record. Lineage: Eukaryota; Fungi; Ascomycota; Sordariomycetes; Xylariales; Hypoxylaceae. The transcript has 2 exons.
AUUCCACUAGUUAACCUUAGCAUCUUUUCCUUUUCACCCCAACUACAUCUCCGGCUUUCUUAACUCGCUCACUCGUAAUCUUCUUCAUUUCUUCCAUGCUGGACCAGGAUAUGAAUUGUCAAAACCUCGUACAGAUCUUAAUAGAAUCAUUUAAUGCAUUGGCCGAUGAAGUUCAAAACUUGAGCGACAGGCAGACUGUCCUGGAGCACAAACUUCGAUAUGCACACGAGCAGUUCCAGUAUCUAGCCGAUAAAUAUGCUCCGACGGCGCCUGAGAUUUCAGAGACGCUAUUGAAUCUUCAGAUUCCCCCAGAGUUGCACAAUCCAUCCCUAGCAAACAAUAGUUUUGUUCCCUUGCCUAGAAGGAAAACCUCAGACUCUAAACAUCAAAUUGCCGUCAUCAUUAGGGAAGGUAGACGUGUUGCUUCUUCCUUAACAGCUACUAGCAAGAGCAGUCGAUCUAGCAGAGACAGUCUUCCUCCUACCACAAUGACGACCCUUUCCACUAUCCUCGAGCAGGACUUUACUAUCCCGGGAAAGAAGAGCAACUUAGAUUGUCCCUUCUCCCAGACCGCCAGAGAAGAGAAGCAGAAUGAGGAGCCUAGUAACAUACCUGGUAAAACGGUGCAUGAUAUAGAAGAUCCCAUCUGUGCGACUAUGUAUGAUGAUCCAAGCUCACAGCCUGCUGCUUCCAAAUGCCCAAUUCGAUACAUGGACCAGCACUCGCCAGAAGAGAUCGCUCACUACUUGGAGACACACAAGCACGAGUUGCCAAGGAGUCACGAAAUCUGUGUGCGUAGGUAUCAAAAGAAUGAGGAACACAUUAGGAAGCUAGAUGCCAAGUAUGGCAAUCUUGCUAACAUGGUUGAAGGUCUCAGUCGGAUCCAUCAACCUAUGUUGCCUGAACGGGACACACGACCUCAGAGCGAGGUUGAAAGAACCUCGAACGAUCGUGUUGUGACCUGGGCUCAAACGGUGAGCGCGACGGCCUCGGAUGAUCCGGAGCAUACUGCUUUAGAACAUCAUGAGGAUGAUCUAGAUGAUCUGGACAGGCAAAGCCGCUUCGACCGACCUCUUAAGGAGGUCCGAGUUGGUGAAUCGCCGAGCCGUCCUUGGGGCAUCUCAGUGCCCGUGUUCGAUACUCCACCGGGUGUCGAAGGGAUGGGUCGACCUGAGUCCCCUCCGCCAGCGCCCGUUCAGAUUCCUUCAUCGCUGCCUCCUCAAGUGACGCCGGCAAAGACAGGAAAGUGUCCCUUCGAUCACACGAAGCUGACGGAUAUGAUGAACGGCUCUCCACUGAAACGCGAAGAUAAGAACUCCGUUAGGUUUGGAGAUAUCCGGUCGAGUAGUCAAACUUCUAUUCCAGCUCAUGAGCCACGAUUUGCAGCCAGCAAUCCACGCCAGCCUACGUUUAUUAACCCGGCUGAGCUGGACCGCAAGUCGGACAAUAAGCCGCAGAUGCUAUUUACAGGCCCAGUCUUCAUUGGAUACCCUAUCGAGGAUGCGAUUCGGCUCAUGCAGAGCCUCCAAGGACAACAGUAAUAUCUUUGGUCGAGGUGAUUUCCUUCUCUGCCGUGGGUCAUACCUAGGAUCAUGGUUGGAGUUAUUACUAUUUUGAUUUUUUAGUUUCAUACGGGUUUAUUAUCGAGCAGGCUCAAGCAACAGACCUAGCCAGGGGGUAUUUGAUUUGAAGCAAGCGAAUUCGCACACACAGGGAAGGGUUGGACUGCUUUUGAAUGGCUGACAGAGUAUUGAUGGCAUGAUAACGUAAUGUAUGAGGCGUUGGGUUUUCUUUUUCUUUUCUUUACCUUUUACGAUAGCAUCAGUCGGGCGUUAGGAAUGAAGAAAGUAGCACGGACGAUACCCUUCAAGAGCAGGAAAUUGAGAAACUAGCUUUGAUACGACUUAUAACACAAUA